Messenger RNA from Fusarium oxysporum Fo47, 1296 nucleotides. RefSeq lists its product as uncharacterized. The transcript has 5 exons. Gene Ontology annotation, molecular function: protein tyrosine/serine/threonine phosphatase activity. Bases 1 to 1296 code for a protein of 431 amino acids. The record is from RefSeq and is a predicted model, not a curated record. NCBI's taxonomy places the organism in Eukaryota, Fungi, Ascomycota, Sordariomycetes, Hypocreales, Nectriaceae. Gene Ontology annotation, cellular component: nucleus. Gene Ontology annotation, biological process: protein dephosphorylation.
AUGGGAUUUGAGAAAGUGUGGCUGGUGGCAUGCUGUGAAUAUUGCAACUUGCGACAGGCGCACAAUCUGGCAGAAGACGAUUCCACAAGCGCCGAUCAGGCAUAUAAGGUUUUCACAUCGAAGGACAACCAGGAAGACGAUUCGAAGCCGCAGCAGUGGGAGGAAUUUGGCCACAACUUUGAACCUGGAGAGCUUGAACUUCUCAAGCAAAGUAUCGCCCAAAUGGCUCUCAGCAGGAUCGACGGCCAGGAUGAGCUAUUCGUCGGAGGACUCUGGGCUUUGCGCCGCUCAGACUCGCUGACGGAUCGUCGCAUCACGCAUGUCCUCUCCCUCGUCCCAUUCGACAUAUCAAGCCUCAAAAACUUCAAGGACGAACCAUGGAUCGACUACGGAAAAGACCUACAACACCAAGUUAUCGACAUUGACGAUGUGGAAGACGCUGACUUGCUGAUUGAGCUGCCCAAGGCUGUCAGAUUCAUCGAGGAAGGUCUAGGCGCGAGCUGGCUUGCGAAGGAUGAGGAGGAUGGGGGCGUCUCAAAAGAGGAGGAAGAGGAAGGGAGGCGUCUUUGUUCACUGCGAUAUCCAAGCCGUUUCGACCCUAAUAUCACGCCGACUGCCAUUUCGGAUCCGACCCACUCGGUUCCCCAGACUGAAGAGAAGCGUUCGAGAAAAGAUACCGCUAAAGAGGCUGUCCAUGCUGCACUUACGUUUGUGCGCAGAACUCGACCCAUGGCUGAACCCAAUGAGGGCUUCAUGGAGCAGCUAGCCUUGUGGUGGGAGAUGGGUUGCCCGGAUGAUAUCGAAGGACACCCUGUCUAUCAGCGGUGGGCUUACAAGCGUGAAAUCGACGAGAACCUUGCAGUAGGCCAGGCACCGACAAGGCUUCGCUUCGAAGAUGAAGAGACCCAGCCUCGUGAUGACUCGGGUCUUAGUCUACGAUGUAAGAAGUGCCGUCGAACUUUGGUCACGGCACCCUUCAUUGUGGAGCACAAGCCUUCUGACAAGAAGUCCUCGGCGUCUACAUGCCAGCAUUACUUUGUCGAACCGCUUAGUUGGAUGCGCGGGGUCCUUGAACAGGGAGAGCUCAACGGAAGAUUAUUAUGCCCCAAUGCAAAGUGUGGCGCUGGUGUAGGCCGGUACGACUGGAAGGGUUUUCGGUGCUCCUGCGGCGGAUGGGUGACGCCGGCGUUCUCGCUACAGAAGGCGAGAGUCGACGACGUCGUCAAGCGGCCGGCGACUCAGAGCAUGGGGAUCCGGAUGCCGCCCGGGUUAGCUCCACGGAGCGGAAACUUGUGA